Ilex paraguariensis (yerba mate) is the source of this 4143-nucleotide messenger RNA. The record is from the annotation of a GenBank genome assembly. Lineage: Eukaryota; Viridiplantae; Streptophyta; Magnoliopsida; Aquifoliales; Aquifoliaceae.
AUGAAGAUUGGCUCCAAAUCUAAAGCGUUUCACCGUGAUGGCCAAACUUGGCAAUGCACAACUGGGCUUCCAAGUGAUGUUACCAUUGAGUUUCCUUUGCUGUCAAGAAGUGGGCUACUGGAAAAGCUUAUUGGAGAAUUUGCCGGUGAUGAUGGAUCAGUUUGCAUUUUGCAACUUGAUGACAUACCUGGUGGAGCCAAAGCAUUUGAGCUCAUAGCCAAAUUCUGCUACGGUGUUAAAAUAGAACUCACUGCUUUAAAUGUGGUCAGCCUUAGAUGUGCAGCGGAGUACCUUCACAUGAGUGAAGAUCAUGGAGAGGAAAAUCUCACUGCACAAACAGAGGCCUUCCUCAAUGAAGUUUUUGGCAAUUGGUCAGACACAGUAAAGGCUCUGAAAACUUGCGAAGAAGUUCUAUCUUAUGCAGAGGAGCUUCACAUUAUCUCAAGAUGCAUCAACUCCUUGGCAAUGAAAGCUUGUUCCGAUCCAACCUUAUUUAAUUGGCCUGUGUCAGAGUGCAAUAACACUGAGAAUAAAUCCGGCAACCUCUUAUGGAAUGGAAUAUCUGCCUCAACAAAGCCACCUCCCAUUGGGGAUGACUGGUGGUAUGAGGAUGUGUCUUUCCUCGGUUUACCUCUCUACAGACGGCUUAUCCACGCUGUGGAACCAGGAGGCAUGAAGCCUGAGAAUGUUGCUGGAUCCCUCAUGUUUUAUGCUAAGAAAUAUAUUCCAUUGAUGAAUAGGCAACCAACUGCCCAGGAUACAAACCAAGUUAAACCUGGCUCAACUCUGUCCAACCCUUCCGAGGCAGAACAGAGGGCUCUCCUUGAAGAGAUUGUUGAGUUGCUUCCCAAUCAGAGAGAAGUUACACCAACUAAGUUUCUACUCAGGCUGCUCCGCACUGCUAUGACCUUACAGGCAAGUCCAUCAUGCAGAGAAAACUUGGAGAAAAGGGUGGGGGAACAAUUAGAUCAAGCUGCAUUGGAAGAUCUACUGAUACCAAAUAUGGGCUACUCGGUGGAAACCUUAUAUGAUAUAGACUGCUUUCAGAGGAUUCUUGAUCAUUUUGUAUCAAUGGACCAGCCCAUGGCUGCAGCUUCUCCAUGUAUAGUUGAAGAAGGGCAGUUGAUAGAAGGGGCCCAUUCGCUGGCAUCAGUAACAAUGGUGGCAAAUCUGGUGGAUGCAUAUCUUGCUGAAGUGGCACUGGAUGUUAAUUUGAAGUUCCCAAAAUUCCAGUCACUUGGGGCUGCCAUCCCUGAUUAUGCCAGGACAGGUUCUGAUGGCAUUUACCGCGCAAUUGAUAUAUUUCUGAAGCUCAUAGCCAAAUUCUGCUACGGUGUUAAAAUAGAACUCACUGCUUUAAAUGUGGUCAGCCUUAGAUGUGCAGCGGAGUACCUUCACAUGAGUGAAGAUCAUGGAGAGGAAAAUCUCACUGCACAAACAGAGGCCUUCCUCAAUGAAGUUUUUGGCAAUUGGUCAGACACAGUAAAGGCUCUGAAAACUUGCGAAGAAGUUCUAUCUUAUGCAGAGGAGCUUCACAUUAUCUCAAGAUGCAUCAACUCCUUGGCAAUGAAAGCUUGUUCCGAUCCAACCUUAUUUAAUUGGCCUGUGUCAGAGUGCAAUAACACUGAGAAUAAAUCCGGCAACCUCUUAUGGAAUGGAAUAUCUGCCUCAACAAAGCCACCUCCCAUUGGGGAUGACUGGUGGUAUGAGGAUGUGUCUUUCCUCGGUUUACCUCUCUACAGACGGCUUAUCCACGCUGUGGAACCAGGAGGCAUGAAGCCUGAGAAUGUUGCUGGAUCCCUCAUGUUUUAUGCUAAGAAAUAUAUUCCAUUGAUGAAUAGGCAACCAACUGCCCAGGAUACAAACCAAGUUAAACCUGGCUCAACUCUGUCCAACCCUUCCGAGGCAGAACAGAGGGCUCUCCUUGAAGAGAUUGUUGAGUUGCUUCCCAAUCAGAGAGAAGUUACACCAACUAAGUUUCUACUCAGGCUGCUCCGCACUGCUAUGACCUUACAGGCAAGUCCAUCAUGCAGAGAAAACUUGGAGAAAAGGGUGGGGGAACAAUUAGAUCAAGCUGCAUUGGAAGAUCUACUGAUACCAAAUAUGGGCUACUCGGUGGAAACCUUAUAUGAUAUAGACUGCUUUCAGAGGAUUCUUGAUCAUUUUGUAUCAAUGGACCAGCCCAUGGCUGCAGCUUCUCCAUGUAUAGUUGAAGAAGGGCAGUUGAUAGAAGGGGCCCAUUCGCUGGCAUCAGUAACAAUGGUGGCAAAUCUGGUGGAUGCAUAUCUUGCUGAAGUGGCACUGGAUGUUAAUUUGAAGUUCCCAAAAUUCCAGUCACUUGGGGCUGCCAUCCCUGAUUAUGCCAGGACAGGUUCUGAUGGCAUUUACCGCGCAAUUGAUAUAUUUCUGAAGUUUCCUUUGCUGUCAAGAAGUGGGCUACUGGAAAAGCUUAUUGGAGAAUUUGCCGGUGAUGAUGGAUCAGUUUGCAUUUUGCGACUUGAUGACAUACCUGGUGGAGCCAAAGCAUUUGAGCUCAUAGCCAAAUUCUGCUACGGUGUUAAAAUAGAACUCACUGCUUUAAAUGUGGUCAGCCUUAGAUGUGCAGCGGAGUACCUUCACAUGAGUGAAGAUCAUGGAGAGGAAAAUCUCACUGCACAAACAGAGGCCUUCCUCAAUGAAGUUUUUGGCAAUUGGUCAGACACAGUAAAGGCUCUGAAAACUUGCGAAGAAGUUCUAUCUUAUGCAGAGGAGCUUCACAUUAUCUCAAGAUGCAUCAACUCCUUGGCAAUGAAAGCUUGUUCCGAUCCAACCUUAUUUAAUUGGCCUGUGUCAGAGUGCAAUAACACUGAGAAUAAAUCCGGCAACCUCUUAUGGAAUGGAAUAUCUGCUUCAACAAAGCCACCUCCCAUUGGUGAUGACUGGUGGUAUGAGGAUGUGUCUUUCCUUGGUUUACCUCUCUACAGACGGCUUAUCCACGCUGUGGAACCAGGAGGCAUGAAGCCUGAGAAUGUUGCUGGAUCCCUCAUGUUUUAUGCUAAGAAAUAUAUUCCAUUGAUGAAUAGGCAACCAACUGCCCAGGAUACAAACCAAGUUAAACCUGGCUCAACUCUGUCCAACCCUUCCGAGGCAGAACAGAGGGCUCUCCUUGAAGAGAUUGUUGAGUUGCUUCCCAAUCAGAGAGAAGUUACACCAACUAAGUUUCUACUCAGGCUGCUCCGCACUGCUAUGAUCUUACAGGCAAGUCCAUCAUGCAGAGAAAACUUGGAGAAAAGGGUGGGGGAACAAUUAGAUCAAGCUGCAUUGGAAGAUCUACUGAUACCAAAUAUGGGCUACUCGGUGGAAACCUUAUAUGAUAUAGACUGCUUUCAGAGGAUUCUUGAUCAUUUUGUAUCAAUGGACCAGCCCAUGGCUGCAGCUUCUCCAUGUAUAGUUGACGAAGGGCAGUUGAUAGAAGGGGCCCAUUCGCUGGCAUCAGUAACAAUGGUGGCAAAUCUGGUGGAUGCAUAUCUUGCUGAAGUGGCACUGGAUGUUAAUUUGAAGUUCCCAAAAUUCCAGUCACUUGGGGCUGCCAUCCCUGAUUAUGCCAGGACAGGUUCUGAUGGCAUUUACCGCGCAAUUGAUAUAUUUCUGAAGGCACAUCCUUGGCUCACAGACUCUGAGCGAGAGCAAAUUUGCAGACUCAUGGACUGCCAGAAGCUUUCAUUAGAAGCCAGCACACAUGCAGCCCAGAAUGAGAGGCUACCUCUCAGAGUGAUUGUGCAAGUCCUAUUCUUUGAGCAACUUCGCUUGCGUACAUCAGUUUCUAGUUGGUUUUUUGUCCAUGACAAUCUUGAGAACUCGGAAAAUCCCAAUGUGGUUCUCGCACUCUCCAAAAAUGAUGCUUCCCACCACGAGGAUGUUGUACAAGAUAGAGGAUCUGGUAUGGAAGUUAUGAAGGAGCGUGUUUCCGAGCUUGAAAAAGAGUGCCAGAGCAUGAAACAGGAGAUUCAUAAGCUGGUGAAAACCAGGAGAAGUUGGAACAUAUUUUGCAGAAGAAAGUCACAGCACUGUCGAUCUUUAGAAUCAAAACCCUGCAAAAUAACUGCCCCACUGUCCUCUGUUAAUGAGCGACGAAAUCAUCAAAAUGGUGAGUUGGGCAAUUGA